AAAGCGCGGCCGGCGGAGUCGGGUAUUCACGUCGGCCGAUGUCGUCCUCGUGCUACUGCUUGUGCGGCGUGAUAGCGAGGCCAUCUCACACCACCAAGUACAGUAGCCGGAGACAUCAUCAAUUCAAGCGCCCCGCACCCGCUAUAAUUUUCUUCUCUCCCUAGUAAACACCUGGCUGCCCUCGUCUUUCCCCGUCACCCUCCCUCAACCUUUCAACUUUCCAACUUCUAAACGUCCAUCACCACCAAAGCCCGACUCGUCAGUCUCGGCACGCCCAGCUCCACCAGCUUCCCACUUCCGGCUUCUCUCGACCACUUCACUUCUUGCUUCGCAACACUCCACACGCGCAACCUCGCACAAUCACAACCUUCACACAUACUCCAAAAUGCAAGCCACACGCAUCCUCUUCGGCCGUCAGCCCAUGAUCCGCUUCCUCGGCAAGAGAUCAAUUCCUACCAAGAUUGACCACACUCCUCACGCCCACCCCGCCGCACCCACUUCUGAGCUCCCCGACUCCUUCGCUUCCUACAGACAGAAGGCACAGCAACACGGUCCUCUGUCCCGCCGUUCCCCGGCCAGCCAAUACGGUGGCUUCGUUGGCCCCAAGGCUGGAAAGUCUCUUGGUCCCGUCGAGCCCGCAGCCGGCGAGUUCUUCGACCGCAGCGACCUGCCCGCCCGUUUCGCAAGAACCUCCUGGAGCGCAGCUGAGAUCGAGGCCAUCGAGUCCGGUGGUGCCAGCAUGUUCGCAUAAACGAACACGCCUCUCCUCUUGAUGAUGAACAAAAAGUCUUUUUAGCGAUGUGCAAAUGGGAAAAAGCGAGCGUCUGCAGGCAAGCGCUGGAUCUUCCCCUGCCAACCGGAUUUACAUACCUCUACGACGAUUGAUUUUCACGGAUGCGACACGAUUUCGGCCAGAUAUCCAAAGAGCUCGACAAUGUACGCGAGCAGACACGCCACGGCGUGCUGGGAAUACCCGCGCC
Messenger RNA from Aureobasidium pullulans EXF-150, 980 nucleotides. RefSeq lists its product as uncharacterized. The coding region runs from base 386 to 751 and encodes 121 amino acids. The record is from RefSeq and is a predicted model, not a curated record. The transcript is spliced from 2 exons. NCBI's taxonomy places the organism in Eukaryota, Fungi, Ascomycota, Dothideomycetes, Dothideales, Saccotheciaceae. Gene Ontology annotation, biological process: 2-oxoglutarate metabolic process.